This is a messenger RNA of Phragmites australis (common reed), 781 nucleotides long. RefSeq lists its product as uncharacterized. The record is from RefSeq and is a predicted model, not a curated record. The transcript has 2 exons. NCBI's taxonomy places the organism in Eukaryota, Viridiplantae, Streptophyta, Magnoliopsida, Poales, Poaceae. Bases 53 to 463 code for a protein of 136 amino acids.
CUUACCACAAAUCCACAAAAUCCCCAUCCUUUGGCUGCUACUCGGCCGCAAGAUGGCUUCUUGUUCCUCCUCGUCACCACCACCACCCAUCCCUCUCCUCCUCCUCUUCCUCCUCGUCUCCUCCACCUUCCUCGCUCCAUCAGCUCUAGCUUCCCAACAGAAUGAUAGGAGCAGCGGCGGCAAUGUGACGGCGGCGGGGGAGACGGCAUGGACGCCGAGGCUAAGGAAGACGUUCUUGGACGACGGUGGCGGCGCAGCGGGAUUGUUGCAGCGGAGGUGGCGGGGGCGUCGGCUGGUGGGGCGGUUCCAGGUGUGCGCGGUGUGCACUUGCUGCGGGGGGCCGCACGGGGUGUGCAUCCCGGCGCCUUGCUGCUACGCUAUCAAUUGCAACAUCCCCAACCGCCCCUUCGGCGUCUGCUCCUUCACCCCGAGGACCUGCAAUUGCCUCAACUGUCACCUCUAGCAAUGGAGCAAGAUUCUGCAGCCAUUUGCAGAUGAAGAGGACGGUGAUGAUUCAAUCUCUGCUACAUGAAAGGUGUGGCGAAAAUCUAGUUGGUUUUGUUUCUCCUUGGUUGAUGAAGAAGAGACACAUGGCGAGGAACUUAUUUAUUUGGAGUCUGAUUGGAAGAGUUCAUAGUAGUAGUAGUAUUAGUAGUAUACAUUGUAGUCAUAACUCAUAAGUAGUAUGGUGAAGUGAUGGUUGGAUUUAGCUUUUGGGUUAUUGGUUGCUGCUCUUGAAUUGUGGAUAAAAUUAUAUUAAUUUGUAUCUUUAUUUGCAGUA